UUAUGCGCUUGCCUUCACCUUAAAAUGGAAUGGUGAACAAGCCUAGCGUGGGCACGCUGCACUGCAGCUCGGGCAAUGCUGACAGUAGUAUUAGCACUGAUCUUGAAAUAUCUUUAUUUGUUCCAAAGGGUCCUCAGGCACAAGUGACUCAGGUAGCAUUAUAUAAACACAAGGCAAAUGAAAGCAAUAUUGUUGUAUUAUAUGCAGUGAAAGACCUACCCUUUAUCAUCUGCAAUGAGGAAUGGUGAACAAAGUUACUCUAAACUCAUGUUCAGUUAUUAAAAACCAUAGAAACACUAAAGGUUAGCUCUGCAGUCCCUGUGUUUGUAGAAUUAGGACUUCAGUUAGACAAGAAUUCCAAACCAAAGCUACUGUUAGAAAGGUGGGUCAUGAACGGACACGGCAGAGGAGAAAUGAAGAACUUUUGGAAGGAUUGGGUUAUACUGAAAGUCUUGUAGGCUUGCAUGUAGCCACAAAACUCUAAUUUGCAGAAGAUAUCACUGAAUCACAGAGAAGCUGUGAGGUCAGCACUGCAACAGAUGGUGAAAUCUGAGGGAUAAGUGAAAGAGCAAAUAAAACAGCUUUGGAGUUGUUGAUGGGAGAGAACUCAAAUUAUAGGUGGAGGUUAUGCUUCAGUAUAUACAAAAAUCUUGAAACUUUUAUCCUGAAACACAGAUAUUUUUGGUGUCAGGUACUGUGGUGGUAUAAAGACAGGUGUUGAGGAAGAGUUGCCAUGUCUAGAGGAACUGUGAGGGGAAAUACAGCUGUAGUUGUCACUGCAAAAAGCACUUGAGCUUUUCAGUAAGCACCUGCAUGACAUUUCCUCUGUGUUAGCGGUUCAGGGAGUUAAUUUAAGGUUGUUUUAGAGGAGAUUGACUAUGUCACAUCUAUAGUAUCUGUAGUUUCAUUAUCAAGUCUGCUGCCCAGAGCUUAGCAGCUAGCAAUUCCACUCAAUUUGUGGUUUGCUGCAAGCUUAGCACUCACUACAAGCGCUGCCAUAGAAUUAAAUGAAAAGUUUAGUAAGAGUAAUACAUUGACAAAUCAAUUUUUUUUCUGUUUCAAGUGAUUUCUGUGAACAUCCAUAGAGGAAUAGAAGGAUUUGAAAGCUACGUUCUAGAGAAAUCUGCAUAGUUUUUGCUACACAGAGAAAUGCUGAAAUUUCAAGAAACUGCUAAGCGUGUCACUGUUGCCAGAUUUAACUCCGCUUGCCAAGAUGCAGUGAUUGCAAGAAGAUACACUAUUCAGAGGAAACUUGGCAAUGGGAGCUUUGGAAGCGUGUAUUUGGUUUCUGACAGAAAAGCAAAACAAGGAGAAGAAUUAAAGGUCCUAAAGGAAAUCUCAAUUGGAGACCUAAAACCUAAUGAAACAGUUGAAGCAAAUCUGGAAGCACAAUUACUCUCCAAAUUAGACCAUCCAGCCAUUGUCAAAUUUUAUGCAAGCUUUGUGGAGCGAGAUAGUUUCUGCAUCAUCACUGAAUAUUGUGAGGGUGGAGAUCUAGACUUCAAAAUUCAAGAGUACAAAGAUUCUGGGAAGACAUUCACUCAAAGUCAAGUAAUAGACUGGUUUAUACAGUUGUUACUCGGAGUCAACUAUAUGCAUGAAAGACGGAUACUUCACAGGGAUUUGAAAGCGAAGAAUAUAUUUUUGAAAGAUAAUCUUCUUAAAAUUGGAGACUUUGGAGUUUCUUGUCUUUUGAUGGGUUCAUGUGAUCUGGCAACCACAUUUACUGGGACACUACACUACAUGAGUCCAGAAGUAGUGAAGCACCAGGGAUAUAACACAAAAUCUGAUAUUUGGUCUCUGGGAUGCAUUUUGUAUGAGAUGUGCUGUAUGAACCAUGCAUUUACUGGACAGAAUUUUUUGUCUGUUGUGAUAAAAAUUGUGGAAGGUGAUACACCUUCUCUUCCUGAUAGAUAUCCAAGCAAACUGAAUGCUCUGCUCUGCAGCAUGUUAAAUAAGAAUCCUUCUUUGAGACCAGCAGCAGCUGAGAUCCUAAAGACCCCUUAUAUUGAUGAACAACUAAAGAAAAUACAGUUUGAGUUCACAAAUAUGACUGUGAAAGAAAAGGCAUUUAACUGGCAGAAAGAUACUGCUCCCGUUUUUGAUGCUGUGCGGAGGAAAGUUCAUUUGCAAACUCUGCAGGAACUGUCUGAAGUGCAGAAAAUGACACCACGGGAACGAAUGCGACUGAGAAAGUUAAAUGCUGCAGAUGAGAAAGCAAAGAAGUUGAAACAGCUGGCAGAAGAAAAAUAUCAAGAAAAUGUCAAAAGAAUGCAAGAUUUCAGGUCCCGUAAUUUUCAGCAGCUGAAUGUCAACAUCCUACAUGAAUCCCACGAGCAGACUUCAAAACACCUCAUUCAUUCUCAGCCAGUCGUUACAUGUGACUACGUGUCCAUAGGACAUGAUGAACCACCUGGAAAUGAGACAAGUGAACUCUGCGUGUCUGAAGCUACAGACCACGAGAUCCCUGAAGACCCAGAAAUUGCAGAAGAAUAUUAUAAAGAUGAGUUUGAAUCCUGUUCAGAAGACAGUGAGGAGGAAGAAGAUGCAGAAGCAUCACAGACUAUCUCUAAGACAAAUCACCAGAACAGUGAUAUCGAGGCAAUGGUUAAGUAUUUGGAGGGUGUCCUGAAUAACAGCUCAUUGGGCUCGAGGACUGUCACCGGAGUGUCUCCAGGGACACCCCAGGGAUUCAGAGCUCUCAACAGUACUAUGGCUGAGACCAAACUGAAACGCAUGAGGGAAUCUGCCAUUGGGAAGCUGGGAGUGGAUGUAUUCGAGGCUGUGUACAGCUAUCUCAGGCAAGCGAGGCAGCAGAAUGCCAGCGAGGAGGAGAUCAGGAGCUGUUUGGAGAAACUGGUUUCUAGAGCCAGCGAUUGCUUUGAGGUGGAUCAGCUCCUGUACUUCGAGGAACAGCUACAGGCUUCAGAACCUCAUCUGCAGCUGUAACAGGUGUGGCAGUAACAGCGCUGGAAACGGCAAGGAGCGGGGAAGGUGCUUGGCUGUUCUGCAGGCAAAU
Molecule: messenger RNA, 3019 nt
Organism: Empidonax traillii (willow flycatcher)
Lineage: Eukaryota; Metazoa; Chordata; Aves; Passeriformes; Tyrannidae
Gene: NEK11
Product: NIMA related kinase 11
Exons: 15
Coding region: 1150-2949 (599 amino acids)
Biological process (GO): protein phosphorylation
Molecular function (GO): protein kinase activity; ATP binding
Source: RefSeq, a predicted model, not a curated record